This is a messenger RNA of Rubroshorea leprosula, 983 nucleotides long. The record is from the annotation of a GenBank genome assembly. NCBI's taxonomy places the organism in Eukaryota, Viridiplantae, Streptophyta, Magnoliopsida, Malvales, Dipterocarpaceae.
AUCUACCUAGUAAAAAAAAAAAAAAAAACCUUGUGUCCUUCUCUCUCCUUAGAUUUCCUUUUCUCCUUACACAGACUCCCAGCCUCCUCCCCAAACCAUUCGGCAGCCAUCCUUUUUUCUUUUCUCUUCCUCCUGUCAUCACUGUCGCGUCUCAUGGCUUCCGAACCCUUCGAUCAACCCUCGAUUCCUCCAUUCUCGUCUCCUAUUCCAUCUCGCAUCCACUCACCCGGACAAAUGAGAUCCAUGCUAGCGAGUAAGCAUCAGAAUUGGAAAGGGGAGAGCUGGAUCUGUUGAUUGGUGAGGAAGGUGAUGUGCACGCAAAGCUCCAGCGACUCGGCGAGAUUUUGAUCUCUCUGCGGCUAGACUAGAUUUGCAUAUCUAUACUACUACGAAACACGAAUGGGGUGACCAAAGGCUGACGUCGGCGUAGAUUGAAGGCCCAAAUGCAUUUUUGCAGAUUUUUGUAAAAGGGUAAAGAUCAAAAAGGCCCAAAUGCAUGUGGCAGAUUCUGGUAAAGAAGAAACCGAUUUGAAAAGCCCAAAAAUCUUGAAUCCAAAAGGCCCAAAGAGUUGAUUUCUGGAAUGUUCCUUUUAGGGUUUUUAGGGUUUCUUUGUUUGGGUAUAAAUAGAGGGUUUUAGGUUAGAAACAGGGGGGUUCUUUUGGCCGAGUCUAGUGUUGACGGCAGAGAAAAGGAAGAAUUGUUCUGCUAGAAAGAGGCGGUGGUUUGGGAGGAGAUUUGGGUCUAUCUUUGUAGGUAAUUUUUUGAACAGAGGAGUUUUUUAGGAAUGGUGGUGAAGGGGACGAUGGGAGCCUGAUCCUGUGGGUGGGAUCCCUCCCAUCAGAUCUGGAUCUAUCUUCCUAAAAAAACUCCGUCGUGGGUGUCUCUUUUAUUUUGUUGAUUUUCUCUGUAUUUUUUUAAAUUCAAUGUUUAAGUUUUUAUGCAUUUACUGGAAAAUGAAUGAGAAUCAAAAGUUGUUCAGUUU